CGGGGCGGGCUGGGGGGGUGUGGGGACUGCCGGGGGGGGGGAUAGGGGGAGCCAGGCGAUACGGCGACCUGCCUGUCCCCUGCAGGUGGGGACAGGCGGCUGGGGGCUGCGGGGACCCGGCGCUGAAGCCCGGGGAGGGGGCCGGUCCCCCUCAGCCGGCGGUGCUGUGCCCUUAGGCCAGCGGCGAUGGAGGAGGGCAUGAGCAGCAUGCAGCAGAAAGCGGCGGAGCUGGAGCACAUGGCCGAGGUCCUGCUCACCGGCGAGCAGCUGCGGCUCCGACUGCACGAGGAGAAGGUCAUUAAGGACCGGAGGCACCACCUCAAGACGUAUCCCAACUGCUUUGUUGCCAAAGAGCUGAUUGACUGGCUGAUUGACCAUAAGGAGGCCUCAGACCGAGAGACAGCAAUUAAACUUGUCCAGAAGUUAUUGGAUCACAGCAUUAUCCAUCAUGUUUGUGAUGAGCAUAAAGAAUUCAAGGAUGUCAAACUGUUCUACCGCUUCAGAAAAGACGAUGGGACGUUUCCGCUGGAUAACGAGGUGAAGGUGUUCAUGAGAGGACAAAGGCUCUAUGAAAAGUUGAUGAGUUCUGAAAAUACUCUUUUGCAAGCCAGGGAAGAGGAAGGAGUCAAGUAUGAGCGGACCUUUGUGGCAUCAGAGUUCAUUGACUGGCUCAUCCAGGAAGGAGAGGCCACGACGAGGACCGAAGCCGAGCAGCUUGGCCGCAGACUUUUGGAGCAUGGGAUUAUACAGCACGUGUCCAACAAGCACCAUUUUAUGGACAGCAACUUGCUCUACCAGUGCAGAAUGAAUUUCCGCCGGCGGCGGCGGUUAAUGGAGCUGCUCACUGAGAAGUCUCGCCUGAUGCCAGAAAGCCAUGACAGCCCCUUUUGCCUGCGCAAGCAGAACCAUGACAACAGAAAACACACCAGUUUUCUCUCAGUGAGUCCCACCAAGGAGAUUAAGAUCGUGUCGGCGGUGCGGAGGAGCAGCAUGAGCAGCUGUGGCAGCAGUGGGUACUUCAGCAGCAGCCCGACGCUCAGCAGCAGCCCCCCUGUGCUCUGCAACCCCAAAUCUGUACUAAAGAGACCAGUGACUGCUGAUGAGCUCUUGAUGCCUGGAGCCCCAUAUGUCAGAAAAACUUUUACGAUCGUUGGCGACGCGGUUGGCUGGGGCUUCGUGGUGCGGGGCAGCAAGCCCUGCCACAUCCAGGCUGUGGACCCCAGCGGGCCAGCGGCUGCAGCUGGCAUGAAGGUUUGCCAGUUCGUCGUUUCUGUGAAUGGCCUCAACGUUCUUCACGUGGAUUACAGGACAGUGAGCAAUCUCAUCCUGACCGGCCCGCGAACAAUUGUCAUGGAAGUGAUGGAAGAAAUAGAGUCCUGAGAAGAAAAGAUCUCUUACUGGACAUUUCUGUGAGAGAAACAGUGACAACCAAGAAGCAGCAUGACACGAGGAGACAAAACUUUCUGUGUCAAAAUAAAUGAUUUUGCUUUUAGGGGAGGGGGGUUCUCUUUCAUUUAACAAUAAUAGCACUGGUUAUUAUGCUGAGAAGUGAGCAAUAGAUACCAGCAUAUUUUCACUGAGGACUUCGCUUUGCUUGAUGAAGACGAGGUAAAGGCCCUUAGGUCGUCUCUCCAGCCACGGCUGCAUCCGUCAGAGCGGUUUCCCAUCUAAGCGGCCGUGCAGAUUUCCUCACAGUCCACCACUGGAUCAAAACACUUCAGGAGAUGAAAGAACCACACACACUGUGGGGUCAGGAUGUCACAGGCAGUUUGCAUGACUUAUUUACGUGGGUAAACAUCCUCCAGUCAGGGAAAGGUGACUAGAUGCUGGCUUUAUUGCAGUCAGACACAAAGGAACUGUGAAUGCAUCUCUGUGAAACAAAUAAGUUCAUUUUCGGUAGAGGAUACUGUGGUGUGGAUGUUCAGGCCUGAUAGAGCACAAUGAGUAUUCUAAAAGAAAAAUACAAGACCAUGCAAGUGCAAAAGCGUGUGCUACUUUUACAAAGUAAAACAAUCUGCCCUUUGAAAAUCAGGCGAUUUGUUUAAAUGCCUAAGCACAGAUGUAGGUACUGAAGUAUAAAGUGUUGAUCUCUUUUUUGUUUGUUUGUUUUCUUAUGUGUAAAGGAAAGGUGUCUCGGUCUCAUUGUUUGUCACUUUGGAGAAUUUCUGGACACCUUUAAUCCUAGAAGGAGAAUAAUAUUUAGUGGGUUGAGGUGGGAAAUUCGCAGUGUUAGCAUUAGCAAUGAUACAUCCAAGCGCUCCAGUAGAGGAAGUACACUUCAAAUUGAAGCAAUGUACUUGAAUGUGCAUUAAGCUCAUUAGCACUUUCAAAUCAUCAAAUGUUUUGCAAACUACAUACUUGCCACAUAAGUUGCAUUUGACACUAUUACUAAUAAAAAAUUGUAUUUAACU
Molecule: messenger RNA, 2411 nt
Organism: Cygnus olor (mute swan)
Lineage: Eukaryota; Metazoa; Chordata; Aves; Anseriformes; Anatidae
Gene: DEPTOR
Product: DEP domain containing MTOR interacting protein
Exons: 9
Coding region: 187-1380 (397 amino acids)
Biological process (GO): negative regulation of TOR signaling; intracellular signal transduction
Molecular function (GO): protein binding
Source: RefSeq, a predicted model, not a curated record